CUCCCCUCCUCCGCCCCCCCCGGCCCUUCCUCUCCGCCCUCCGGCCUCGCCACCGGGAGCUGGGCCCGGGGCUGCCGCCGGCGCUCCCUGAGUCACGGCAGCGGCCCGAGCCCCAGGAGCCCCCGCGCCCCCCGGCCCAGGCCAUGAGGCCGCAGAGGGGAAGGGGCUGACCGCUCGCUGAGAUCUGCCCGGCCCCAGCCCCCGCCAUGGCCUCCCAGCCCCAGCCCCUGCACCCCCCCCUGCCCUGCGCCUCGGGGGGGGCAGGGCUGGCGGCCGGCAGCCCCGAAAAAGGCACCGCUCGCCCCAAACCUCCCAUCCGGCCCAAGCCCCGCGUGCUGCCCAAGCCCUCCGUGCCCGCCAAGCCUCACCCCCCACCGGCCCCGCGGCACCCUCGCCCCGAGCUGCCCUCGGCCGAGAAGAUGAACCGCCUGGCGGGACCCCAGCCCUACGGCGGGGGCAGCUCCGGGGGGGCCCUCAGGCGCCCCUCCUUCACCCUCAAGUCUCCCGAGACCCCCAACGGGAAGGGGCUCCCCUCGCCACCGCCCUCGGCCCCCGAAGACCCGGGCGCGAGCCCCUCCGGCGAGGCGCCUGCGGCCCCCCCGACUCCAUCCCGCAAGGGUCCGGCUCCCUUUAAGGUGACCCCGGUGCCCGUGGCGGCCAAGCCGGAGCGCUUCCCGGGCACCACGGUGGAGGAGAUCCUGGCCAAAAUGGACAGCAGGGAGGGCCCGGCAAGCCCCGAGCGGGCCCGGCUCUCUCCCUUCUGCCCCGACGCCGCCUCUCCAAGCCGCUUCGGCUCCAAGCCCUUCGCCGCCGUCUUCAGGAGGCGCCCCGGCGGGGAGGCGGAGGGAGCCCCCCCCGGUGAAGCCCAGCAGCCCCCUCAGCACGCCGGGGGGGAGCCGGGGAUGGGGGGCGAGAGGAGCUCAGUGGCUGAAACGAGCGGCUCCUCCCCAGCCGGCCUGAGCUGUGCCGGGGACCCCCGCCGACUCUGGAGGCCGCCGUCCCCCCCUGACCUCUCCUCUCUCCAGCUGGGCACCCCCGGCCCCCCCGGCUCCCCGAGACCCCCCUCCUGCCCGCCUCCAGCCCCGGGCGCUCCUUUCCAGCCCGCCGAGCCCUCCGCCUUGGCCCCCGGCUCUCCCGAAGCCCCCCCGGAGCUGCUGCCCCCCGGCUCCCCCACCCUGGCCCCCGGCUCCCCCAAUUCCCCCGCUCAGCCCCCAGCCCAGGAUCUCCCCGCUGCCUCCAUCCAGGCUCCGGGCGCCCCAGCCGAAGCCCAGCCCGCUGCCUCCCGCUCCCCCGGCUCCCCGCACACCCCCAGUGAAGGGUCCCCCGCUACCUCCAGCCCCCCAACACCAGGCACCCCCCAGCUGCCCCCCCGAGCCACCUACCCCCCCGGCUCCCCCGAGGCUGCUGCAGAGCCCCCAUCCCCCCCCAGCCCCUCCCCAGAGCCCCCUUCCAGAGCCUCUCGUCCCCCGGGCUCCCCGGAGGGACCCGAUGACUCCCCUACAUCCCCGCGGUCCCCCGAGGGUCCCGAUUUCAGCCUUCCUCCCCCCAGCAGGGACUCGGGGCUCCGACGUUGCUCCGAGGGGGUCCUGCGGCCCCCCCCCAGCGAAGGGCAGGGCAUGGGGGAGCUGGGGGGCUCGCUGAGCGCCCUGCCCCAGCCCGGGGAGCCGGCGGCGCAGCGCUCGCUGGGCAGCGAGUCCAGCUGGAGCCUCUCGCACUCCUUCGAGUGGACGUUCCCCUCCCGGGGGGGCAGGGGGCUGCCGUCCCCCCCCAGCUCCCCCAUCCGGGAGGCGGCCGACUCGGGGCUCUCCGAAGAGGAGGACAGGUCGGACGGGGAGGCUGCGGGCUCCCGAGGGGAUGGUGGAUCCCAUAGGGCUGGCGGCUGGCCGGAGGAGGGGGAUCCAUGCCCGGGGGGGCCCGUAGCCAAGCUGGAGGCUGAGGGCUCAGCAGAGGAGGAGGAAGAGGAGGAGGAGGAGGAGGCAGAGUGGAACAGCACCGUGCUGCACGUGACAGAGCCCGAGGAGGACCCCGCUGAGCCCCAGCCCCCUGUGGAGGGCACCCGGGCGGACGCAGCCUCUCCGGAGGCCGAAUCCUGCUGGGAGCCGGGGUCAGCGGGCGGCUCUGCCUCCAACCUGCAGGGCCCCGGCGGGCCGGGCCGGGAGGAAGGCUCCUCCAGGGCUCCCGACACCCACCCCGACCCGGGCUGGCUGACCGAGCUGCUGGCAUCGCCGGGGGCUCAGGCAGCGGGACGCGGCUCAGCGCAGGCCGACGGCUCAGAGGACCUGCUGGGCUGGUCGCGGAAGGACCUGUGCAGCGAAUUCGGCAUCGGGAGGUCCCAGCGGGCUGCUGCUUUUGACUGGAGCCACGAGGCCGUGGCCAGAGACAGGGACUGGCCUGGCGAGGUGGGGACCAAAUCCAGCUGGGACACCGGGCACAGCGUGGGGGACGUGGAGCGGCAGGACAGGGCCUUCAGCGCCGCUGAGAGGGACUGGGGCAGCAGCUACAAAGGGACAGAGCUGCUGGGGGACGCGGGGCUGGGCUGCGGCACCUGGCCCAAACCCCACGGCCUGGGGGAAAGCUGCCUGCAGGACCAAGAUUUUGGCAAAGCCAGCUGGGGCGCCGGCUACGGCUUGGACGGCGCUGGCAGCAGAGAGGAGGCGAGCUCUGGGAAGACCGAGUGGAGCAGGAGCUACAGCGUGGGUCAGCAGGAGGACAAAGAGCUGAGCUCCAGGCAGCCCAGCUGGGCUGGCAGGUACGGCUCUGGGGACCUGCAGAGCCCGGCCGGGGAGCUCGCACCCGUGUGGGCCGGCGAGUACGGCACCGGCGACGCCGAGAUGAAGGACAGGGAGCUGGGCACAGACUGGGCCAGCAAAUACAGCAGCAGGGAUGCUGAGAGCAAGGAGGAGGACUUGACGCUGGGCUGGGCUGGCAGAUCCAGCACCGGGGACGCCGGCAGCCUGGAGAAGGAGUUUUGCCCCAGCAGGUCGGCCUGGGACAGCAAAUACAGCAGCAGCGCCAUGGAGAGCCAGGACAGGGAGUUCAGCCCCAGCAGGCCCGCCUGGUCUGGCGAAUACAGCAGCCAGGACAUGGAGAGCCAGGACAGGGAGUUUAGCCCCAGCAGGCCGGCUGAAGGCAGCGACUACAGCACGAGGGGCAUGGAGAGCCAGGACAGAGAGUUCAGCCCCAGCAGGCCCGCCUGGGACAGCGAGUACAGCAGCAGGGCCAUGGAGAGCCAGGACAGGGAGUUCAGCCCCAGCAGGCCGGCUGAAGGCAGCGGCUACGGCGCCGGAGAGGAGGAGAGCCAGGAGAGGGAGUUCAGCUCCAGCAGGCCGGCCUGGGACGAGGAGUACAGCAGCAGGGCCAUGGAGAGCCAGGACAGGGAGUUCGGCCCCGGCAGGCCAGUGUGGGCCAGUGAGUUCGGCUCCGUGGCCACCAGGAAGGAAGAAUUCGGCCCCAGCCGGCUGAGCUGGGCUGGAGAACGCGGCACGGCCCAGACAGAAGCGGGCAGUGCCUUUGGGGUCAGAACAGAAGAGCUGCCUGGCUCCUCUGCCCCUGGGCACCCGGCCCCGGAGCCGGGCUGGGGCAGCGGCGAGCAGCAGGAGAGCGGCGCCGUGGGCUGGAUGGAGGAGCUGUGCCGCGGGGCAGCUGAGCACCGUAACCAGUUCGGUGCCAUUGGGAUGGAGCAGGGGCCCGACUCCGCCAGCACUGCAGCGCCAGAAGGAAGCCCCAUGUCCUGGAGCACCGAAAUGAGCCCCGGGGACCUGCAGGAGUGCGGGGAGUCCCCGGGAGGCUGGCACGGCGACCUCCCCUCAGCUCCUACCGCCGGUACCGGUGAUGGUGGACCAGGACAGAUGGCCUGGGAUGAGGAUGGGGCAGCCCCAGGCAGCUCCGCACAGCCCCAGGAGGAUGAGGAUGAGGAGGAGGAAGCAGGCUGGAGGCAGCCCCAGGAGGCAGGUGGAUGGAGCACGGAGCUGAGCGAGGCUGAAGCCAGGCGCCAGGAGUGGGCCAGCGCCUUCGACGCCCGCUGUGCCGCACGCAGCCGGGAUUUCGGUGCCGGGGAGCCGAGCCCAGGAGACCACGGGGCUUCGGCACCAGGCAGGACCCCCGUGGACGCCCACCUCUCGGACCCCAGCCCACCCUUGGGUGCUGAUGCUGAGCCCACGGGGCCGAGCCCCCAGCCCCCAGCCUCAGAGCCCCCCCGGGACGAGGAUGAGGAUGAGGAUGAGGCCGAGCCCAGCCCCGCAGAGGAUGGGGACGUGGCUGCAGCCCCCCUGCUGCCGGAGGCUGGCGGCGGGACCCCCCCAGAAGCGGGGAGCCAGGAGGAGACCCCCUGGGACCACCCGGAUGCGAAGAGACCACAGAGCAGCGAGGAAAAUCCCGCUCAGCCCGAGGGACCCACGGAGCUCUCCGGGCAGGAAUUCACCUUUUUGGAGGACACGGAGGUCCUGGACAGCACCGUGUACCGCACCAAAGCCAGCCUGGGCCGCAAGCGGAGGCACCGUGCGCCCGCCCUCCGCCCCGGGGCCACCUCUGAGGGGGACAGCUGGAUCUUCCAGGACUCCACAGAGCCCCGUCCACCCCGCGCGGCCGCGUCCUCCGACGAGGAGGCAGCAGAGGAGCCCAAGAGCCGGCGGGUGCGAGCGUCCCCGUCGGGAAAAGGCGUCAAGGUGCCGCUCUUCCCCGGCCUCAACACGUCUGCCCUCAAGGCCAAGCUGAGGGGCCGAAACCGCUCUGCCGAGGAGGGGGCGCUGCCAGCAGACAGCAAGGCAGCCCCCCCGAAGGACCCCCACGUGCAGCGCUCCAAGUCCUGCAAGAUCCCCGGCCUGGGGGGGAAGCCCCUGGCGCUGCCCCCCAAGCCGGACAAGUCCUCAGGGUCAGACGGCUCCCCGCCACACUGGCUGCAAGCGCUGAAGCUGAAGAAGAAGAAGUCAUGAGCUGAUCCCGCGGGGCUCGCUCUCCUGCCAGCGUGGCCCCUGGGAGGCUCACGGCCAGCUCGCCCCCUCCCCGUGGCAGGACACACACACACACAUCUAUGCACUUUGUAUGAUGCUCGCAGGGUCCCCUCCCCACUCACCUCCCGCCCCCCUCCGAGGCCCGAGGGACUCCCCGGGGGUCUCUCUUCCUCUGCCCACCCCCUCAGCCCCCCACAUUUCCCGGGGGCUGGGGGCGGCGGUGGAAACCCACAAGCCCCGUUCCCUCCCCGUCACCCUCCUACCACCCUCCAGACCAAGAGCAGCAGGUCAUUAUUUUGGUGCCACUUUUCAGGACAAUAAAACUUUGUUGGUUGGUU
Anas platyrhynchos (mallard) is the source of this 5287-nucleotide messenger RNA. RefSeq names its product tankyrase 1 binding protein 1 (gene CNOT12). Gene Ontology annotation, cellular component: nucleus; heterochromatin. NCBI's taxonomy places the organism in Eukaryota, Metazoa, Chordata, Aves, Anseriformes, Anatidae. The record is from RefSeq and is a predicted model, not a curated record. Gene Ontology annotation, biological process: cellular response to ionizing radiation; double-strand break repair.